Messenger RNA from Monodelphis domestica (gray short-tailed opossum), 4025 nucleotides. NCBI's taxonomy places the organism in Eukaryota, Metazoa, Chordata, Mammalia, Didelphimorphia, Didelphidae. The record is from RefSeq and is a predicted model, not a curated record.
AACAAAUAUUUAUCUCAGGAUUUAGAUCUGGAAGAGAACUAAGUGGUCAUCUAGCCAAACCCCACCCACUCCCAUUUUAUAAGUCAAAGAAACUGAGUCCCAGAGAGUUUACUUGCUCAAGGUCACAGAAGUAGGAAAGAGCCAGAAUCCAAAUCAAGAUCUUCUAACUGUAAAGUCUAGGCUAUCUUUUUGCUUUGUGUCAUGCUAUUUCUUCUGAGAUAGUUGCUAUAUACAGGGAGGUGUUGUUAGAGUUUUUUUUGGGGAAAUACCUAGAUGAAUAAAGUACAUAGCUUUACCUUCAAGGAACUUAUGUUCUAGGGGUAGAAAUAAAAUGCUUACAGCAAACAAUUUUUAAUAAAAGGGCAAUAUUCUCCUUUUUAAUAAAGUUGCUUAUUCAAAUGGCAUAGGGCCUAAUGAAUGAGUAAAGCAUAAAUCCUAUGAAAUUGGACUUACCUAACCAUCAUCAGGUUGGUCUAAAAACAUGACAAAGGGAAGUCUCUGGCUCUUGAUUUGUCCCUGUAUUUAUGGAGUCCAUAUUUCACCCUCUCCUGUGGUGGAGGCAUCACACUGCAUUCUAAAAAGAAGUCAUUUGAAUGUAUUUACUACAUGUACAUUUAUAGUUUCGGGUUUCACAGAAGGGAAAAACCAUCAAGUCUUUAUCAGUCACAUUCAGAAUAAAAGGAAUGGACAAAGGUAGGAAUAGGUCUUUAGAUAGUUUAACCAAUGACAGGGUGGCAUGCAAAUCAGUGAAAUCAACUUAGUAGAAUAAUUGGCUAGCAUACUUCUGAUGUCAUAAUUCUACUACUUAAUAAUGGAUUGAUUAUAUAGAGAGCAGGUGUGUGAGUUUAUGCUUCCACUUGAAUAGCCCUUUAAAGAGGAGCUGUCCAGUGGUAUUUGGAAAGUCCAAAAGAAGAUAGGAGAAUCAUCAGAGGGAUGGGGAUAGUGCCUGUGAGUACAUGUAGACAACAACUUUGAGCCUUGAGAUUGUGUGCACUCCCCAAUUUGCAACUUUGCUUUUCCAGGUACCUUAAGUCCAUUCAAGAGCCCAGAUGAGGGCAUGAGAAGAGAGACUGAUUUACUGGAAGUCCCACAAUAAGCACCCAAGUAAGGAUUUGGACUCGGGGCUUCCUGAAUCCAGCACUCUGUCCACCGCUUCACCUAGCAGCUUAUACCUAGCUAGUACAAUGGACUCCAGAGGGAAAACUUCCGAACCAUAAGAACUAAACAAAAGUGAAAUUGGUUUUGUUGGAAUAGUAUGAGUUCCCCUCAAUGAAGGCCUUUUCCAUAGAGACAAAACUUGCCUCUACAUCUGACUUCUUCCCUCCAAGGGGGCCAAUCACAGCUUCCAAAUUGCCUAGCACUGCCCAGGGGAGCAGUGUCUGUGGGAUCCACCUCUCAUCCUCUGAGGGUGUAAAUUCUUAUCAAAGGAUUCACAAGUUUCUGGAGUUGUCACCCAUUUUAAAACCAUCAUGCAGACAUCAGAGACUGGGUCGGACACAGGUUCGACAGUGACUUUACAGACAUCUGUGGCUGGCCAAGCAGCAGUGCCCACUCAAGUAGUGCAGCAAGUACCUGUACAGCAGCAGGUACAGCAAGUACAGACUGUACAACAGGUACAACAUGUCUACCCAGCUCAGGUGCAGUAUGUGGAGGGAAGUGAUACCGUCUACACAAAUGGAGCAAUCCGAACAACAACUUAUCCUUACACAGAAACCCAGAUGUACAGCCAAAACACUGGAGGAAAUUACUUUGAUACCCAAGGAAGUUCUGCACAGGUGACUACAGUGGUCUCAUCUCAUAGUAUGGUGGGCACUGGAGGGAUUCAGAUGGGUGUUACAGGAGGACAACUUAUUAGCAGCUCUGGAGGAACCUAUCUGAUUGGCAAUUCAAUGGAAAAUUCUGGUCAUUCUGUGACGCACACAACUCGGGCCUCCCCAGCAACGAUUGAAAUGGCGAUUGAGACGCUGCAAAAGUCUGACGGUCUGUCCACUCACAGAAGCUCUCUUCUCAACAGCCAUCUCCAGUGGCUGUUGGACAAUUAUGAAACAGCAGAAGGUGUGAGCCUCCCUAGAAGUACCCUUUACAACCAUUACCUACGACACUGUCAGGAACACAAACUGGACCCAGUCAAUGCUGCCUCCUUUGGAAAACUCAUAAGGUCAAUUUUCAUGGGGCUACGAACCAGGAGAUUGGGAACUAGAGGGAACUCCAAGUACCAUUACUAUGGGAUUCGUGUCAAGCCAGAUUCCCCUCUUAAUCGACUACAAGAGGACAUGCAAUAUAUGGCUAUGAGACAACAACCCAUGCAACAGAAACAAAGGUACAAGCCUAUGCAGAAAGUGGAUGGGGUUGCAGAUGGUUUCACAGGAAGUGGUCAACAGACUGGCACAUCUGUUGAGCAAACUGUAAUUGCCCAAAGUCAGCAUCAUCAACAGUUUUUAGAUGCAUCUAGAGCACUUCCAGAGUUUGGAGAAGUUGAAAUAUCUUCUCUACCAGAUGGUACUACCUUUGAGGAUAUCAAAUCACUGCAGAGUCUUUAUCGAGAGCACUGUGAGGCAAUAUUGGAUGUUGUUGUGAAUCUUCAGUUUAGCCUGAUAGAAAAAUUGUGGCAAACUUUCUGGCGUUAUUCUCCCUCCACUCCAGCUGAUGGCACUACCAUUACUGAAUCCAGCAAUCUGAGUGAAAUAGAAAGCCGACUUCCGAAAGCAAAGCUGAUAACUCUGUGCAAAAAUGAGUCUAUUCUGAAAUGGAUGUGUAACUGUGACCAUGGGAUGUACCAGGCUUUGGUGGAGAUUCUCAUUCCCGACGUCCUUAGACCUAUUCCUAGUGCCUUGACCCAAGCCAUUCGCAAUUUUGCAAAAAGCCUUGAAGGUUGGCUUUCCAAUGCCAUGAACAAUAUUCCACAGAGAAUGAUACAAACCAAGGUUGCCGCUGUAAGUGCCUUUGCCCAGACUCUGCGAAGAUACACAUCGCUCAAUCACUUGGCUCAGGCAGCUCGCGCCGUACUCCAGAACACUUCUCAAAUCAACCAGAUGCUCAAUGACCUCAACCGUGUUGAUUUUGCCAAUGUCCAGGAGCAGGCUUCCUGGGUGUGCCAGUGUGAUGACAACAUGGUUCAGAGACUGGAAACAGACUUCAAGAUGACUCUUCAGCAACAGAGCACCUUGGAGCAGUGGGCUGCCUGGCUCGAUAACGUAAUGAUGCAAGCACUAAAACCAUAUGAAGGGAGGCCCAGUUUUCCUAAAGCUGCGCGGCAAUUUCUGCUAAAAUGGUCUUUCUACAGUUCAAUGGUUAUUCGGGAUCUCACCUUGCGCAGUGCUGCUAGCUUUGGCUCAUUCCACCUGAUCCGUCUGCUCUACGAUGAGUAUAUGUUUUACUUAGUAGAACAUCGUGUUGCUCAGGCAACGGGAGAGACACCUAUAGCAGUCAUGGGCGAGUUUGGUGAUUUAAAUGCUGUAUCCCCUGGAAAUAUGGAUAAAGACGAAGGCAGUGAAGUUGAAAGCGAAAUAGAUGAAGAACUGGAUGAUUCUGCAGAGCCUCAAGCCAAAAGGGAGAAAACAGAGCUGAACCAGGCAUUUCAGGUGGGCUGCCUACAGCCAGUCCUCGAGAGUGGGGUACAGCAGAACCUUCUGAAUCCCAUUCACAACGAGCACAUUGUCACAAGUACUCAGACUAUCAGACAGUGCAGCGCCACUGGAAACACCUAUACUGCAGUCUAACAAAUAUUAAAGCUUAUUUUUCCAGAUUCUAUUUAACCCUGGUGAUGUUGGGCUUACGUUGACAAAAGAAUAAGCCUGAAGGUCGACUGUUGUCAAAUUCUAUCUGUGCUGAACAUUACCUUUUUUCGGAGUUGUGAAAUGGAAUGGGUGUAUGUAUUUUUGCCAGGUCUGUUUAAUUUUUUUGUAAACAAAUCAUUUGCCUCUCAAUAUGAAGAGUUUUCUUAGUUUCAGGUGUCAAGAAGGAUUUUUGCAAAGCUUAAUGUCAAUGUUUUUGUCUUCUUAUAAUUAAAAAGUAAUUUACAUUUU